UACACAUUCUAUCCAGCAUCUGCUGAUUGCAUUUUUUUUACGCUCGAGUUACUAGGCUCAAUAUCAGUUCCUACCUUGGCCAAGACCAAAAGAAUGCCAGACGUCGAAACGAUCCGGUCGAGCAUUGGGCAGCUGCCAGAUGGGCGGCCGCUUGUCGUGGCCUUGAUUGGAGGUACAAGUGGGAUUGGGUCGUAUGUAGCACAAACGUUUGCGUCGACAUUUGCAAGGCAUGGAUCUAAGCUCAGGGUUUACCUGGUGGGGCGCAAUGCUGAACGGGCAGAGACGCUGAUGCAAUUUGGUCGUGAGACCAGCGAGGGUUCGGAAUGGCGGUUCAUUAGGGCAAAGAAUUUGGCUUUGAUGAGCGAGGUGGAUGCUGUGAGUGAGGAGAUUAUGCGGCAAGAGGAGGCAAGUGCGUUUGUCGGGGGGCCACCGAGAUUGGAUGCAUUGUACAUGAGUUCGGCGUUAUCGCCACUGGCACCAUCACCUCGUAGGUUAUCUGGUUUUCUUUGUUCUUGUUUCUUGUUUUUUUUCUUGUUCCGCUAGAGUUUCAUGUACUGAUUGGAACAAACAAUGGCAGUUACGGAAGAAGGACUUGAUUCG
Molecule: messenger RNA, 600 nt
Organism: Bipolaris maydis ATCC 48331
Lineage: Eukaryota; Fungi; Ascomycota; Dothideomycetes; Pleosporales; Pleosporaceae
Source: RefSeq, a predicted model, not a curated record